AAGUUGUGUACAAUCGGACUCGUGAACCUAUUCGUGCGUUACGCAUGUAUUACAACUCGGGGUUCUCCCCCCCCCCAAAAAAAAAUCCUUAAAAGUACAACCUCGGUGGAACAAAGCUGCUUUACCGCGGGGAGCCCCUCUUGGAUGGAAACGGCCUCUCUAGAAACCCAAGCAACUUUCCUUGACCCCGCCGGACCCGAGGGGAGAGGCUAGUGGUAACAGGCCGAGCUGGAUGGAUGGGUAUGGGGAGAGGGGCAGGACGUUCAGCCCUGGGAUUCUGGCCGACCCUCGCCUUCCUCCUCUGCAGCUUCCCCGCAGCCAUCUCCUCGUGCAAAAUCCUCAAGUGCAACUCUGAGUUCUGGAGCGCCACAUCAGGCAGCCACGCCCCGGCCACAGAAGAAGCGCCUGAGUUCUGUGCCGCGCUGCGCACCUACGCACUGUGCACACGGCGCACAGCGCGCACCUGCCGGGGUGACCUGGCCUACCACUCGGCGGUCCAUGGCAUCGAGGACCUCAUGAGCCAGCACAACUGCUCCAAGGAUGGCCCCACCUCACAGCCCCGCCUGCGCACGCUCCCUCCGGCCGGGGAUAGCCAGGAGCGCUCGGACAGUCCCGAGAUCUGCCACUACGAGAAGAGCUUCCACAAGCACACGGCCGCCCCCAACUACACGCACUGUGGGCUCUUCGGGGACCCGCACCUCAGGACUUUCACAGACCGCUUCCAGACCUGCAAGGUGCAGGGCGCGUGGCCGCUCAUCGACAAUAACUACUUGAACGUGCAGGUCACCAACACGCCCGUGCUGCCCGGCUCUGCCGCCACCGCCACCAGCAAGCUCACCAUCAUCUUCAAGAACUUCCAGGAGUGUGUGGACCAGAAAGUGUACCAGGCCGAGAUGGACGAGCUUCCAGCUGCCUUUGCCGAUGGCUCCAAGAACGGUGGGGACAAGCAUGGAGCCAACAGCCUGAGGAUCACAGAGAAGGUGUCAGGUCAGCACGUGGAGAUCCAAGCCAAGUACAUCGGCACCACCAUCGUGGUGCGCCAGGUGGGCCGCUACCUGACCUUCGCCGUCCGCAUGCCCGAGGAGGUGGUCAACGCCGUGGAGGACAGGGACAGCCAGGGCCUCUACCUGUGCCUACGAGGCUGCCCACUCAACCAGCAGAUCGACUUCCAGGCCGUCCGAUCCCAGGCCGAGGGCCCCGGUGCCCGAAGGCCGGCAGCCGCCAGCCCGGCCCCUGCAGCCCCUGAGACGUUCCCCUACGAGACAGCAGUGGCCAAGUGCAAGGAGAAGCUGCCCGUAGAGGACCUGUACUACCAGGCCUGCGUCUUCGACCUCCUCACCACAGGCGAUGUGAACUUCACGCUGGCCGCCUACUACGCCCUGGAGGACGUCAAGAUGCUGCAUUCCAACAAGGACAGGCUGCAUCUGUAUGAGAGGACUCGCGAGCUGCCUCGCGGGGUGGCGGCUGCAGCGCGGACCCCAGGCCCUGGGCCCCUCCUCAGCCUCCUCGUGCUCCUCACCCUGCUACCUGUGUUCUGCUAGGCAGUGCCACGGCCUCACAUGGGGAGGCCAAGACUCUGCCCCUGCACCCUUUAAGGGCUGGGGACCCGGUGUGGGUGCCCAGCAGAUGGCCUGUGGGUCUCUGCAGUGUUCUGCAGCAGAGGCGGCCACGGCCAGGUGGCAGAGUGGUCCGAGGGACAGUCCCCUCAGAACUGCCUCUGGCUGGGGCUCAGAGGCGUGGGCCACCAGGCUGUCUCUCUAGUGCACGUGACAAGGUUGUGGUGACUGGUGCUGUGGUGUUUGUGACAAUAGAGCCGUGUGAGAGGGAAAGCAGUUCCGCCCUGCCCUGCCCCAGCUGUGUGAAUGUGCAAAGUAGAGCCCCCCAGGCUGGAGCCCCCACCCCACCAGAGUGACACUGGGAAUGGUCCACAUCACCCCUUGCAGCCCCUCGCAAUGCACUGAAACAGGCCCAGUUGACCGCUGCACGCGCACACACACUCGCCCCGAGCACACUCGCACACACAAGCCCGCGGGACAGCUCGGGGCCAAGGCUCCACCCCAGGCGGGCAGGGCUCCCUCCUGGUAGGUAGGACACCCCACGGGGUGCUGCUUCACAACCUUGCCACCUUUCUUGUGGCCAGCAGGCUGUGCCUCCUGGCAUCUCUUGCCCACGAUGUAAGGGGACAGUGCCCUGUGCCUGCUGCUGCCCACAGAGCCCCGAGUGUAGAGGGCAUGCGUGUUAGCAUGGGCUUUGAGCAGGGCUGCCCCUGGACACAGUACCCUUGCCCACUGCCGAGGAGAGAUGAGUACUUGGUUCCAAGUGUCCACACCGAGAAGAGAUCCUUUGACUUCUGCAUCCGCUCCCAAGAGGCAGGGCAGCCUGGGCUGCAGGGCUUGGGCAGACCAGGGGACGGGGCCAGCUGGCCUGCCCUGUCCCCUGUUUGCUCUUCCCCUGCACUGUGCCAGGAGCCUCACCCUACCUGUGUCUGGGCACUAGGGCAGGAGCCGUUGGCAGGGUCUUCCCCUCUGGUCCCCACCCAGGAGCCCCAUGGUGACAGGAGACACCCUACCCCUAUCCACAGAGCCCGGCCCUGUGCGGCCGCCACUGCUGCAAUGGCCCCCAGGGACCAGAAUGGCUCCCAGCAUCUCCGCUCCCAUGGGUGCCCCGGGUCCAGCAGGUCGUUCCCCCACCCAUCCCCGCUCAUCGGCAUCUGCAGCAGCCCCUCUGCUGUCCCCAGGGACCUCUGAUACACUGGCCAGGAGACUGCAAACCUGCGUCUCCCGUCCCCCCCGAGGUCCUACUCAGCCAAAACCACACUGGGGGGGGGGGCUCGGCCCCACCCCUCCCUUGCCCGGCUGGGUUUUUGUUUUUUUGUUGUUUGUCUGUCUGUUUCUUUGUUUGUUUAGAUGAUCCCUAUGUUGGAAGUAAAAAGUUGAAGCACUUUAUUUUGGUUGUGUCUGAUCACAUUCUGCUUGGAAGUGGGGACUCCUCACCGCACCCUUGUAUCUGCGGCCAUGUAGAGUGUCACCGCUUGUACAUACUGUAAAUUAUUUAUUAAUGGCUAAAUGCAAGUAAAGUUUGGUUUUUUUUGUUUUGUUA
Molecule: messenger RNA, 3099 nt
Organism: Cavia porcellus (domestic guinea pig)
Lineage: Eukaryota; Metazoa; Chordata; Mammalia; Rodentia; Caviidae
Gene: Rgma
Product: repulsive guidance molecule BMP co-receptor a
Exons: 4
Coding region: 237-1541 (434 amino acids)
Biological process (GO): BMP signaling pathway
Cellular component (GO): plasma membrane
Molecular function (GO): coreceptor activity
Source: RefSeq, a predicted model, not a curated record